Molecule: messenger RNA, 960 nt
Organism: Apodemus sylvaticus (European woodmouse)
Lineage: Eukaryota; Metazoa; Chordata; Mammalia; Rodentia; Muridae
Gene: Ly96
Product: lymphocyte antigen 96
Exons: 6
Coding region: 278-760 (160 amino acids)
Biological process (GO): toll-like receptor 4 signaling pathway; positive regulation of lipopolysaccharide-mediated signaling pathway; detection of lipopolysaccharide
Cellular component (GO): lipopolysaccharide receptor complex
Molecular function (GO): lipopolysaccharide binding; Toll-like receptor 4 binding; lipopolysaccharide immune receptor activity
Source: RefSeq, a predicted model, not a curated record
UGGUAUAUAUACACAAUGGAGUACUAUUUAGCCAUCAGAAACAAUGAAUUCGUGAAAUUCUUAGACAAAUGGAUGGAGUUGGAGAACAUCAUACUAAGUGAGGAACCCCAUCUCAAAAGAUCAAUCAUGGAAGUGCUUAGAUAUUAAAGCAAAUGCACAGUCACACAUGCAAAUAAAAAGAGGAAACAGUUGGAUGGGAACUUCAGAAUCACAUGACUGGUGACUAAGUUGAGUCUGAUGGUCUUCCUGACGAGUUUAAAGUAGGAGAUAUUAAAUCAUGUUGCUGUUUAUUCUCUUUUCGACGCUGCUUUCUCCCAUAUUUACUGAAUCUGAGAAGCAACAGUGGAUCUGCAACUCCUCCGAUGCAAUUAUUUCUUACAGUUAUUGUGAUCACAUGAAAUUCCCUAUUUCAAUUAGUUCUGAACCCUGUAUAAGAUUGAGGGGAACCAAUGGAGUUGUGCAUGUUGAGUUCAUUCCAAGAGGAAACUUAAAAAAUUUAUAUUUCAACCUAUUCAUCAAUGUCAACUCCAUAGAGUUGCCGAAGCGUAAGGAAGUUGUUUGCCAUGGAUAUGACGAUGAUUAUUCUUUUUGCAGAGCUCUGAAAGGAGAGACUGUGAAUACAUCAGUACCAUUUUCCUUUGAGGGAAUACUAUUUCCUAAGGGCCAUUACAGAUGUGUUGCUGAAGCCAUUGCUGGGGAUACUGAAGAAAAGCUCUUCUGUUUGAAUUUUACCAUCAUUCAUCACCGUCAUGUCAAUUAGAAUAUGUUGUGUAUAUAUACACACAUACAUAUACACUGUUUAACAUGUAUAUGCAGUAUUCUGUUUUUCUUUGGAAAAAUUUCCUAUUUAUCAUUUAUUUUAGUAUAUGUGUGAGCCCUGGUUGGUAUGGAACUCAGAUUUGCCUGCCUCUGUCUCCCAAGCGAUGGAAUUAAAGGUGUACACCAUGGUGUCCAGUGGCA